GAAGUGCUUCCGGGUCAGAGGAAGGUUUGAACUGCUCCUCUCCAUUGUUGUAAUCAGGUCGAGGCUGUUAGCAUCAUCACUUUACUCACUUCAUUCUUUACUUUAUUCUUCUUUUUUACGGGAUUUACAGCAACAAGCUUUUCAUAGUGUCAUGAAAGAAAUGUCGAGCACCAUGCCUGGUGGGCAGCAGCCUCAGAAACACUAUGGCAUCACCUCUGCCAUUAGCCUUGCACCCCCACGAGAUAUAGACCACCAGUACACCACUAAGCUCUGUGAUGCUAUGAAACCUUUUGGGGUGUUUGAAGAUGAAGAGGAAUUGAACCAUAGACUUGCAGUUCUUGGGAAGUUGAAUAACUUUGUUAAAGAAUGGAUCGCAGAGAUCAGUGAAUUAAAGAACCUCCCACCAUCAGCUAUAAGCUGUGUUGGGGGCAAGAUAUUUACAUUUGGUUCGUACAGACUUGGAGUGCACACAAAAGGAGCUGAUAUUGAUGCCUUAUGUGUGGCUCCACGCCAUGUAGAAAGAAGUGACUUUUUCCAGUCUUUCUUUGAGAAAUUCAAACAGCACGAAGAGAUCAAAGACCUGAGGGCUGUCGAGGACGCCUUUGUACCAGUGAUAAAGUUCAAAUUUGACGGAAUAGAGAUUGACCUGCUUUUUGCCAGACUGGCCUUACAGUCCAUUCCAGACAACUUGGACCUGAGGGGAGACUCCAUCCUGAGGAACUUGGACAUUCGGUGUAUCCGCAGCCUCAACGGCUGUCGAGUGACUGACGAAAUACUGUACCUGGUGCCAAACAAAGAAAACUUCAGACUGACACUGAGAGCCAUCAAACUGUGGGCAAAACGUCGUGGGAUCUACUCCAACAUGCUGGGGUUUCUGGGUGGAGUGUCGUGGGCCAUGCUGGUGGCCAGGACCUGCCAGCUCUAUCCUAACGCUGUGGCUGCCACGCUGGUCCACAAGUUCUUCUUGGUGUUUUCCAAAUGGGAGUGGCCGAAUCCUGUGCUAUUGAAACAGCCUGAGGACAGUAAUCUGAAUUUGCCUGUGUGGGAUCCCAGAGUGAACCCCUCCGACAGAUACCACCUGAUGCCCAUCAUCACCCCCGCCUAUCCCCAGCAGAACUCCACGUACAAUGUCUCCACGUCAACGCGCACCAUCAUGAGCGAGGAGUUCAAAUACGGCCUCAGCGUCACAGAUGAGAUUCUUCAGGGAAAAGCAGAAUGGUCCAAACUCUUUGAGCCACCCAACUUCUUCCAGAAGUACAAGCAUUACAUCGUUCUCACUGCCAGUGCCUCCACAGAAGAAAACCACUUAGAAUGGAUCGGUCUGGUGGAGUCAAAGAUCCGCGUUCUGGUGGGAAACUUGGAGAGAAACGAGUACAUCACCCUGGCUCACGUCAACCCCCAGUCCUUCCCCGGGUCCAAAGAGAACCGCAACGAGAACGACUUUGUGUCCAUGUGGUUCAUCGGGAUCAUCUUCAAGAAAGUGGAGAGUCCAGAGAGCGUGAACAUUGACCUGACGUACGACAUCCAGUCCUUCACAGACACUGUGUACAGACAAGCCAACAACAUCAACAUGCUGAAGGAUGGGAUGAAGAUUGAAGCAACGCAUGUGAAGAAGAAACAGCUCCAUCAGUAUCUUCCUCCUGAACUGGUGCAGAAGAAGAAGAGGAGCAUAGCUGAGUUGAACCGUAACUCUAACGGGGGGAGCUCUAAGCGGAUCUCUCUGGACAACAGUCCCCUGGACAGCUCCAGAGACACAGACUCAGGGACUCCCUUUACCUCUCCAUCCAACAAAGCUCCCAAGUCUGCGUCUGACACAGAGGACAGCGUCAGCCCUCCCAAGCAGCUUUUUGCGGAGAGCUCCCCAGCACCCAGCGCAGCAGCAGCAGCAGGAGCAGCAGCAGGAGCAGCAUCACCAUCAGCAUCAGCUGCUACAGACCAGGGCAUGUCCAUCCCCGUCAUUGGCUCACAGCCUGCGGUUAAAGCGAGGCCUUCUUCCCCACCAGCCAGCAGCUCCGUCACCAACGUGCCGAGCGGCGACGUGCAGUCCAACGCCGCCAGCAGCCCCACAGAGGAGCCCAACAACGGCCUGGAGGACUCGGUCAACGGAGCUCCUGCCAAGAGACCACACUCGCCUACACAAGAGGACCUGGCCAAGAGGCACAAAGACACAGAGGUGGUGUCCAAUGAUGACUCUGCAUUUAAAGAGCCGUAUCCACCAUCUGAUUCCUGCACACAAGGAGAAGUACCCAAUGCGACCCCUCUUUCUGGAUCAAAGGCUAAGCCCAUUCCAACCAUCGAUACCUCAAGAACACAGAGACUUCCCAGCAUGGAGCUGCCAGACGCCUCCUCGCCUCUCCCCGCCAGCAACAGUUGUCGCGUCGUGAAAAAUUCCAUUAAACUGGCCCUCAACCGCCACAACAUCACACCUCCCAAGCCCCCCGUGUUUGAGGGCACCCUCACCCCCGACGCUCCUCCUGCCAGCGAAGAAAAGGGCAUGUCCAUUCCUGUAAUUGGCUCAAAACACGUGGCGUCCAAACACGCGGUGCCCCCCGUCGGCAGCUCCAUCCCCACAUUAGUGAGCCGAGGAGCCGACCCGCUGAACGGAGCGACGGCCAAGAGAUCCCACUCCCCCUCGCUGGAGGAGCAGGCCAAGAGGCUGAAAGAAACAGAAAAGGCCAGAAUCCACAUAGCUUGAACACACAACUGUAGACUGGAUUUAUAUAUACACACACACACAGAGAGUUGGGGCUUUACAGUUGAGUCAAACAGCGAGAAGAUGACUUCACACAGUGUGUUCAGGUCGGUCAAUCUCAAGUGUGAAGCAGCAGGACGGACGCUUCACCUCAAAUCUUUCAGAGAUUACAGAUUUGCCAGUGGAUAGGUGAUUUUGUCAAACCAGAUGUUGUGUCGCUCACAGCCAGAGGGCAUUUAACACAACCGUCACGGAGAUAUCCGACAUGAGAACUAAAGCGACCGUUUUUUUUACUCGUCUUCAUCCCUCAGCGUUUAAAAAAUGUACACAGUUCAGAUGGAAACGGAGCUGUUCUUUUCGUUUCCCCCUUUUUUUUCCCUUCCGGUUAACGUUUUAAAAACAGCCCCAGAACAUUUAUCGACGCUUGCUACACACACUUCUAGUGUAUGCUGAUUUAUUUUCUUUUCAUUUCUCCCAAACAGAAACCUGUACAGUAAAUGUUGAUGUACAUAACUUUUUUGUCUUAAAAAAAAAAAGAGCAAAAGAUCUCUGUAAGUCUUUUGACCAUUCUAUUGUAGUUUUAUCUAAAAAGGAAAAAAAAAAGUUUAAAAAAAUUGUAAUUUUUUUUGUUUUUCUCUAUUGCUUGUCCAAAAAAAAAAAAAAUGUCUCCAGCCCUGGAUAUUUUUUUGUAAAAACACUGUAUAGGUUUGGAUACAGUUGCAGGGAGGCUUUAUUGAGGGUUUGCUUGGAUAUCACAACCACGACUCUUUGGACCACCACGAGAGGACUCCAGGUUGGUAUUGGACUUGCGGUGUGUGUAGGUGAUCGUAGACGCCCGGUGACAUCAGCGCUUCUCAGGUGCCGGUAAGAGCGAGAAAAUCCUUACUAUGACAACAGCAUUUUUCUGGAAGUGCUUAAAUUGAUCUGAAGCUUUUUCAGUUAUUGUUCAGCUUUCAGAGGGAUUAGUGCAGAAAUUAGUAAGAAGAACCAUAUCAACAACGCCCCGCUAAUCCUUCUGUUCAGUGUAGCUUCAGUGUCAAAAGUGUCCCGCCUGUUGUAUGUGUUGGAUUAAAAGAAAAGGUUGACGAGUUUUUCUGCUUACUUUGCCUGGUGUGUUAAAGAUGUCAGAUUAGGUGUGGUUGACGCAAAAAGUGCUGGACGGUUUAAAGAAAGUGUUUCAGUUUUUGUGUACGUCCCUGUGAUUGUCUUGACACCUAAAAUCUAAAACCAGGAGGGCCAAACAACAAAAUUGUUCAGGAUACCGCUUGACCCCUCCACCCGACCCCCACCAGAUCAGUUUGCUAGCAGAUGAAGCGAAGUCCUGAAAGAGUUUGUGGUGAAAAAAAGCUUUUGAGUUGUGUGUGUGAAUGCAUGCGUAUGUGGUUGUGUGUGUGUGUGAGUAUGCAUGCAUAGAUGGUCAUUUGUUGGAGAGAGAUGGGAUUCCCUUCGUUGUGGGUGUUAACCCUCUGCGCCUCCUGUGGAGGUUCUUAAAAAGGCAUCUCCUGAGGCUACGGGUGGGGAGGUCAGGGGGUCAGGAGACAAUUUAUCUUCCUGCCUUAGGCCCCGACCUUCAUCUUUAAGGUCUGAAACUUGGUGACUGUUUGAUUUCAGAAGAUAUAUGUAUACAGUAAAGUGAUGCUGAUGAGGCGCCCUCUUCUUCAGAGCAGGUAGAGAGACACAGGGAGCGAUUUUCCAGCAUCCGUUUCCCCAAAAUGUACAGAGAACAGUUUUUUGUUUUUUUUCAAAAAGGCAUAUUCUUCAUUAUCGGGGGUUUUCUUAUCACUUUAUUUAUAUUUGCAUAUUUGUACCAUGUGAUUCUUUUUUUUUUUUUCUUUUUUUUUUUUUUUUUAAUAGCAUUCAUAGCAGGUAGGUCUCUUUUUAAUGAAAUCUGCACCACUCUGUUUCAGACGACUCAUGUUUUGCUGUUCGGAAACAUUUAACAAAACAAGUCAUUUAGAUGUUUGUUUCUAAAAUGUAUUGAAAGGGUAUUUUUGUAUGUGUUUAUCACUUCCUUUAAAUGAAUCCGUACACCCAUUAAACCCCUAAAAACUA
Molecule: messenger RNA, 4744 nt
Organism: Sebastes umbrosus (honeycomb rockfish)
Lineage: Eukaryota; Metazoa; Chordata; Actinopteri; Perciformes; Sebastidae
Gene: papolg
Product: poly(A) polymerase gamma
Exons: 24
Coding region: 152-2695 (847 amino acids)
Cellular component (GO): nucleus
Molecular function (GO): RNA binding; poly(A) RNA polymerase activity
Source: RefSeq, a predicted model, not a curated record